ACGCAGGAAGUUUAAGUUUAGAAGAGUGUGUUUAUUUUAUGACGUGUAUGCCAUUAAGUAUUGUAUCCACAUAGCUUAGCAAUCAUAAGCAAUGCAAGGAAGGUGACAUGUUUGGUUUAUCUCAGUGUGAUCUUUGAUACCAUUGCAACACUCCAUCCUCGCAGGGUCAGUGCAGAUCUCACUUCAUAUUUCAUCAUUAGCCAUUCCUAGCUGAGUGAAGCCAGACGUAGGGAUCGGCUGUUCUUUACAUUGGAAGCGUUAGUUGCAUACAGCAAUGGGUUUAAAAUCUCCUGACUAAUAAAACAUACGAAAGUUACCUGAAUUGAAGCUAGAGGUUUUUAUUUUAUUUUAUUUAUUUAUUUUUUUGUUAUACUGUAAAGCUUUGGAAAGUCUGCUGUCGUUGUAGCUAUGAAGGGGAAGGCGGUUUUGGAGGGGUGCUCGCCUGUGGUUGCUAUUGUCUUGAUUGUAUGGUUUUCACAGCUAUCAGCUGCUCAGAGCUCUUGUGAAAGUCACUGUGGUCAGCUCUCAGGGGAUUGCUCUUGCCAGCCUACCUGUGAGUCUCUGAAGGAGUGCUGUGCAGAUUAUCGACAGUUCUGCCUGCAGAUCUCCCCACACUCUGGUACUCUCCUGGGCGGAGCUGAUUUUAUCAUCUUGAACACAACUUUUGAUCCUGCCUCUAAACUUGUCUGCAGGUUUAAUUCUGAGAUCGACACAAAGGGAUAUGUUGAUAGUGGAAACAGAGGUCAUUGUGUUUCACCAUUACUGUAUGAAAGUGGCUGGAUUCCCUUUGUAGUGUCAUCAGAUAAUGGAACAACAUUUAACCGGCAUGGCACAUGGCUAGCAGUCCAUCACAGCAAAGUGAGUGCGGAAUUUAAAAUCACUCUUCACAAUGCAACAAAGUGGCAGUACUAUGGCACACCCAAUACUGGAGGGUCCCUGACCAUGAGCUGGGAUGCCUCAUUGCUGACAUCUGUGACUGUCAAUGUUGAGCUCUGGGGUUACAGAGAAACAGGUGAGGCCUAUUCAGACUCCUGGAACCCAGAACUGAGAUUUUUAUACUCCCUGGGAAAAGCUGUUCCCAACAGUGGCUCCUUUACCUUUGUCCCCCACUGUGCUGAGAAACCCUUCUCGGACUGGGAAAUCGGAGCAUUAAGAGUCAGCCCCAGUAUGAACGAUGAGGGGGCCCGGGAUGUUGCAGCUCUGUGGACUGGAGUACAUGCGCUGGCCUGGCACCUGGAGGAGAAGUUCAGGAAAGACUCAGCUGCCUGGGCAUAUGACAAGUGCAUCAGCUGGCAUGAAACUGAGCAGAAGCUGCCUGACUUUCUGUCCGAGAUAGCCGACUGCCCAUGUACCCUGGCCCAGUCCAGAGCUGACACGGGCAGGUUUCAUACAGACUAUGGGUGUGAUAUUGAGAAGGGAAGUGUGUGUACCUACCACCCUGGAGCUGUGCACUGUGUGAGGGCAAUCCAGGCCAGUCCUAAGUAUGGAGCAGGGCAGCAGUGUUGCUAUGACCACACAGGGGCCCAGAUAUUGACAGCAGACUCCAUUGGAGGAAGCACUCCAGACAGAGGACAUGACUGGGGUUCUCCUCCGUACAGAAAGCCCCCCCGAGUUCCUGGGGUGUCCCACUGGCUGUACGAUGUCAUCACCUUCUACUACUGCUGCCUCUGGUCUGACAACUGUCACUACUACUUCACCCACCGGCCAUCCAGCGACUGCAGAACCUACAGGCCCCCCAGAGUCGGCGUGGUAUUCGGAGACCCCCAUUUCAUAACAUUGGAUGGCUCUACUUAUACCUUCAAUGGGAAAGGCGAGUACUACCUCCUGAAUACAACCUACAAAGCCCUGACUGUUCAAGUAAGGACUGAGCCUGUGUCAUUGGAGAAUGGGAGUUUAGCCAAGGCCACCAGGCUGUCAGCAGUGGCCAUGCAAGAGAGCGACUCUGACGUGAUAGAGGUGCGCACGACCAGUCUCCCUGACCAUUUGGAGGUGUUGAGAAACCAGCAAGUUCUCAGCUUCUCUGAGCAGAGCUGGAUGGACCUGAGAGGAGCGUUCCUGUACUCCUCUGUCCAGGGAAAUGUCUCAGUGAUGUUCCCGUCAGGAGCGGGGGUGGAAGUGCGAGGGAGGGGAGGGCUGAUGACAGUGAGCGUUGUACUCCCGGAGGAGUUCCUGAAUCACACCUUCGGCCUCCUCGGCUCUAUGAACAACAAUCCCCAGGAUGAUUUCGUGUUCAAAAACGGAAGUGUCCUGUUUGGGGAUUCCAGCCCGGAGGAUCUGUUUGUUUUUGGGGCAGACUGGGCUAUCUCUAAUGAAACGUCCCUCUUCACCUACGACACCACUGACCUGCUGAAUACAUACUUCUAUGCCGAAAAGCACGACCCUGCCUUUGUUCCUGUUUAUUCUGUAAUUGAAAACCCAGACGACCCCUUGUAUGGGGAGAUGUCCAAACUCUGUGGUCAGGACCCAUUCUGCAAGUUUGACGCAAUGACCACGAAGAAUCUCGCCAUGGGGAACGCAACCAAAAUCUCCUUCCAGAGCCACGUGUCCUUGGUGAAGGAUCUAAAACCAGUGUUAUCCUGUGGCUGGCUUGCUCCUCCUACGAAGGGGAAGAAGGAGGGCACGACAUACCUGGCUGGAUCAACCGUGAAGUUUACCUGCAACAAAGGCUACGUCCUCACCGGGUCUGCCGAGCGAACCUGCCUGUCCUCUGGCAUGUGGUCGGGCGACGCCCCCCACUGUGUCUCAGAUAACACCCUUGGGAUCGUGUUGGGAAGUGUGGGCGGGGCCCUUGCACUGAUCAUCAUGAUAUUCAUGAUUUACCGGCACAGCAGAAAACAGCAAUAAGAGGAAUCCCAGAGAGAGUGGUUUAUAAACCCCAGAAGCUUACUUUCAAAGUCAGUUGAAUGAAUCAAAUCAAACCCUUUCCGCCAUGCAGCUGAAAAUCUUCAGUCUGAAGACUGCGGUGCAACUUGAUGAAAAACAAAGAAAACCCAAUUAAUUACCUGGUUUUGGAUAUACAGAGUCUCCGGCUAAGAGAACACCCCUCGGGAAGCAAGCAAAGUGCUCUUACAGCCAAAGUGUUCUCUUAAGACGGAGUUAGGCACCAGACACAAUAUUAAUCAAUCAAUAAAUCAACACAUAUGUAUUACUUGUCAUGAUGCACAUGCAUCAGCAUAUGAAAUGAA
Molecule: messenger RNA, 3185 nt
Organism: Polyodon spathula (Mississippi paddlefish)
Lineage: Eukaryota; Metazoa; Chordata; Actinopteri; Acipenseriformes; Polyodontidae
Product: sushi domain-containing protein 2-like
Exons: 15
Coding region: 409-2844 (811 amino acids)
Source: RefSeq, a predicted model, not a curated record